GAAUAUAAAAAGGAGGGAGCGGCAGUGCAACAGUCGACAUUGUCAGCAGAACAGAAUCAGCGAGGAGGAUGAGUAGGACUCCAUUGUGGCUGCUGGCCUGGCUGGCCUUUGCCUCUGUCACCUCACUGGUUUAUGGAGCUCCACUGAAGGUGAUGUCUGCCCCCAACUUGCUGCGCGUAGGAACGGCAGAAAAUGUCUUUGUGGAGUGUCAAGACUGUACAGGAGGAGACAUCAGUGUCGACAUCAACGUGAUGAACCAUCCAACCAAGAGCAAAAGGCUGGCAACCACAUCUGUGAUGCUUACCAGUGCAGGACACUUCCAGGGACUGGGACAAAUCAGGAUCCCUGCUAGAGACUUUAGCAAGGACCCCAAAGUGAAGCAGUACGUCUACCUGCAAGCUCAGUUCCCCGACCGCCUGUUGGAGAAAGUCGUCUUGGUGUCCUUCCAGUCUGGCUACAUCUUUAUCCAGACAGACAAGACCCUCUACACCCCAAACAGUAAAGUUCAUUUCAGGAUGUUUGCAGUGACGCCCGGCAUGGAGCCGGUGGAGAGGGACGAGCAAAUUCAAAGCGAAGCUUCAAUUUCCAUAGAGUUUGUGACUCCUGAAGGCAUCGUUUUACCUCUGGAUCCAGUCUCUCUGAAAUCAGGGAUCCACUCUGGAGAUUUCCAACUUGCUGAAAUUGUCAGUCCUGGACUUUGGAAAGUUGUCGCUAAGUUCCACAGCAACCCACAGGAGAGCUUUUCUGCAGAGUUCGAGGUCAAAGAAUAUGUGCUGCCCAGUUUUGAGGUGAAACUGACGCCUUCGAGCUCCUUCUUCUAUGUCGACAGUCCAGAUCUCACCAUCAACAUCAAAGCUACUUAUCUGUUUGGUGAAGAGGUGAGUGGCACAGCAUACGGGGUAUUUGGGGUUCAGCAUAAUGGUCAGAAGAUAAGCUUCCCCAGCUCUCUUCAGAGAAUAUUGAUCCAGAAUGGUAAUGGGGUGGUCCAACUGAAGAGACAGCACAUCACACAGACCAUCCCGAAUAUCAAUAAACUGGUGGGGAGUCCGAUAUUUGUAGCCGUCAGUGUGCUGACAGAGAGCGGUGGUGAGAUGGUGGAGGCAGAGUUGAGAGGUAUCCAGAUUGUCACAUCACCCUACACCAUCCACUUCAAGAAAACACCCAAAUUUUUCAAACCGGGAAUGACCUUCGAUGUUGCGAUUGAAGUCACAAAUCCAGAUGGAACUCCGGCACAAGAUGUUGAAGUGGUGGUGAAUCCAGGUCAGGUGCAGGGUAUAACCGCAGCAAAUGGCUAUGCAAAGCUUACAGUCAACACAGUGGCCAGAGAUCAAAGACUGACGAUAAAUGCCACGACCAAAGAUGAUCGUAUCUCACCUGAGAGGCAAGCAAAAGCCACCAUGACAGCUGAUAAAUACAACACUAAAAGCCAAAACUACAUCCACAUAGGGGUGGAUGCAGCAGAGCUGGAAUUAGGAAACAAUCUGAAAGUCAGCCUUUAUCUAAAAAAGCAAUCAACUCAAGACAGUGACAUCACAUACCUGAUUCUGAGCAGGGGUCAGUUGAUCCAAUAUGGCCGUUACAAGACAAGAGGUGAAAUGUUGAUUGCCCUGAGAGUUCGCAUCACCAAAUACAUGCUGCCAUCAUUCCGCAUCAUAGCCUAUUAUCAUCUAACUGACAAUGAGGUGGUGUCAGACUCUGUGUGGGUGGAUGUCAAGGACACCUGCAUGGGCUCGCUGAAGCUGGAAUCUACAAGAGCCGCUCCGUCCUACGAGCCGCGCAGGAUGUUUGGUCUGAAGGUCACCGGAGAUCCAGGCGCCUUGGUGGGACUGGUAGCAGUGGACAAAGGUGUCUACGUUCUCAAUAACAAGCACCGCCUCACCCAGAAAAAGGUGUGGGACAUUGUAGAGAAAUACGACACAGGCUGCACACCCGGCGGAGGGGAGGACGGUAUGAGUGUGUUCUAUGAUGCCGGCCUGUUGUUCGAGUCCAGCACUGGCUCCGGGACUCCCUACAGACAAGAGAGGAAAUGUCCGGUCCUCACCAGGAGAAAACGAUCUCCCACUAUAAUGCACGUCACGACCAGCUUAGUGAGUCAUUAUACCGAUGAACUGCAGCGUGAGUGUUGUUUGGAUGGCAUGAGGGAGACCCCCCUGUCAUACACUUGUCAGACGCGCAGUGAGUACAUCUCGGACGGUGCAUCCUGUGCUGAGGCUUUCCUGCACUGCUGCACAGAGGUGGAGAACCUGCGAGGCGAAUUGAAGCAGGAUCAGCUCGACUUGGCCCGCAGUGAGGAGGACGACAACAGUUACAUGGACAGCAAUGAAAUUGUUUCUCGCACCAAGUUCCCUGAGAGUUGGCUGUGGUCAGACAUCAAACUGCCUCCUUGCCCACAACAAACAUCGGACUGUGACUCCACAUCCUUCGUGAAGAGCGUUCCUUUGCAAGACUCAAUCACAACCUGGCAGUUCACUGGCAUCAGUCUGUCAAGAACCCGCGGAAUCUGCAUUGGCGAACCAUUGGAAGUGAUUGUCCGGAAGGACUUCUUCAUCGAUCUCAGACUGCCCUACUCUGCUGUCCGUGGAGAGCAGCUGGAAGUAAAGGCGAUCCUCCACAACUACAGCCCUGAUGUUAUCACAGUGCGUGUGGAUCUGCUUGAGGAGGAGCAUGUGUGCAGCGCGGCUUCUAAACGUGCAAGGUAUCGUCAGGAGGUCAGAGUCGGGCAGCAAACCACACGAUCUGUCCCCUUCGUCAUCAUUCCCAUGAAGGAAGGACAAUUCAGCAUUGAGGUCAAAGCAGCUGUUAAAGAUUCAUCACUCAAUGAUGGAGUCAAGAAGAUGCUGCGGGUGGUGCCAGAAGGUGUUCUGGAUAAAAAGCCACAGAUUAUAACACUAGACCCCUCUAAGAAAGGUGUCGGAGGUAAACAAGUGAUAACUAUCAAUAGUGGAAUUCCAAGGAAAGAUUUGGUUCCGAACACACCUACUAGCACACAGAUUUCUGUGACAGGGAUGGAAAACCUUGGUCCAAUGGUAGAGAACGCAAUUAGUGGGCAGUCGAUGGGUAGUCUCAUCUUCCAGCCUUCAGGCUGCGGAGAGCAGAACAUGUACCGAAUGACCCUACCACUCAUUGCAACCACUUAUUUGGACAAAACCAACCAGUGGGAGGCUGUGGGCUUUGAGAAACGAAACACAGCCCUCCAGCAUAUCAAGACAGGCUACAACAACGAGCUUGCCUUCCGUAAACCUGAUGGCUCUUUUGCUGUGCACGUCGAUCACCAAAGUAGCUCUUGGCUGACAGCAUACGUUACCAAGGUGUUCGCCAUGGCCAGCCGUCUGGUGGCAGUGCAGAGCUACGUGAUCUGUGAUGCUGUGAAGUUCCUGAUUCUCAACACGCAGCGACCCGACGGCGUGUUAAUAGAAGUCGGAAGGGUGUACAGCGGAGGGAUGUUGGGUGAUGUGCUUGGCUCCGAUUCAGAUGCCUCCAUGACGGCCUUCAUCCUCAUCGCCAUGCAGGAGUCACGGACUAUAUGUGCUGCCACUGUUAGUAGUCUUCCAGGCAGUGUAGACAAAGCGGUGCAGUUCCUGGAGGGGCGUUUGGCCAGCAUCACCAACCCAUAUGCUGUUGCCAUGACAUCGUACGCCUUGGCCAACGAAGGGAAACUGAACCGAGAAGUCCUCUUCAAGUUCGCUUCUCCAGACCGAUCCCACUGGCCUGUAGUUAAGGGACAUAUUUACACACUGGAGGCCACAGCUUACGCUCUUCUGGCUCUGGUCAAGGUCGGGGCCUUCGAAGAAGCCCGACCUAUUGUGAGAUGGUUCAACAAACAAAAGAAGGUGGGCGGAGGAUUUGGAUCAACUCAGGCUACCAUCAUAGUGUACCAGGCUGUAGCAGAGUACUGGGCCAAUGCUAAAGAACCAGAGUACGAUCUGAAUGUGGAUAUCUUGUUGCCGGGCAGGGCAAAGCCUGAAAAGUUUAACUUCAACUGGGAAAACAGCUAUACCACAAGAACAUCUAAAAUCAAUGAUAUAAACCAGGACGUGAAAGUGACUGCCACAGGAUCAGGAGAAGCAACAGUGACAAUGGUGUCACUGUAUUAUGCUCUACCUAAAGAGAAGGAGAGCGAUUGUCAGAAGUUCAACAUGUCAGUGCAGCUCAUCGAAGACAAAAUGGAUGCAGAUGAGAUGAUAUUCAAACUGAAAAUAGAGGUUUUAUAUAAGGACAAGGAGCAAGAUGCAAGCAUGUCAAUCUUGGAUAUUGGUUUGCUGACUGGCUUCACCGUCAACACUAAUGAUUUGGACUUAUUGUCUAAAGGACGUGCCCGCACUAUUUCAAAAUAUGAGAUGAACACUGUCCUGUCAGAAAGAGGCUCACUGAUCAUCUACCUGGACAAGGUUUCUCACACACGACCAGAGGAGAUCACAUUUAGGGUUACCCAGAAGAUGAAAGUGGGCGUCUUACAGCCAGCCACUGUUUCUGUCUAUGAAUAUUAUGACCAGAGACAUUGUGUGAAAUUCUAUCACCCAGAGAGGAAAGCUGGACAGCUACUGAAGCUCUGCAGAAACGAUGAGUGCACAUGUGCCGAAGAGAACUGCAGUAUGCAGAAGAAAGGAAAGAUCAGCAAUGAUCUGCGCACAGAAAAAUCUUGUGAGACUACUCCUACCAGCAAAAUAGAUUUCGUGUACAAAGUGAGACUGGAGAAAUUCACAGACGGUUUGUCUACUGACAUUUACACAAUGAGGGUAUUGGAAGUGAUCAAAGAAGGAAGUUUCGAUGUAGGUCCCCAGGGGAAAGAGCGCUCAUUCCUGAGUCAUCCACACUGCAGGGAGUCUUUAAAUCUGGGCAAGGACAAAACGUACCUCAUCAUGGGCACGUCAAAAGAUAUUCACAGAGACGAUCAACAUCAAUUAUAUCAGUACGUGCUCGGGGAAAGAACCUGGAUCGAGUACUGGCCCACAAACGCAGAGUGUCAAGUCGAGGAGCAUAGACCAACAUGUUUGGGCUUAGAGGAGAUGGUCCAGCAGUACGAGGUCUUUGGAUGUCAGCAGUAGCGUAACACAAGAGAAAACGCAUUCUUUUUUAAAUCAUUCUUAUUUGCUGCUGUGAGAUGUGAAGGAUUUAAACCUUAAUACCUGCAUUGUGUUGAUUAAAAUGUAAGGAUCUUAA
Messenger RNA from Platichthys flesus (European flounder), 5160 nucleotides. RefSeq names its product complement C3-like. Gene Ontology annotation, molecular function: protein binding; endopeptidase inhibitor activity. Bases 69 to 5045 code for a protein of 1658 amino acids. The transcript is spliced from 43 exons. NCBI's taxonomy places the organism in Eukaryota, Metazoa, Chordata, Actinopteri, Pleuronectiformes, Pleuronectidae. The record is from RefSeq and is a predicted model, not a curated record. Gene Ontology annotation, cellular component: extracellular region.